AUGGCCGCCUCAAUACUACAACGGCUCUUAAUGCCGUCCAUACGGUCAACAACCUCAAUCUCUACCCUUCGUCCCACCACACAAUCUAUCACGAAUCAGCUCAAAUCAAUCACAAUAUCCUCGUCGCGGACAUUCUCCUCAACCCCCUCCCACGCCGCAACAUACAACCAAGUCCGUCGCGGUUGCCGUACUGCACAAGCUAUGCGUAAAUCUGUUUCCCCUGCCUUAUCAACAGUCCAGGCUCCAGCACUAAAGGGCGUAGCAUUGAAAGUCGGAAUCACCAAACCAAAGAAACCGAACUCGGCAGAACGUAAAACGGCCAGAGUUAGAUUGAGUACGGGAAGAGUGGUUACGUGUUAUAUUCCGGGUGAAGGACACAAUGUGCAACAGCAUAGUGUGGUAUUGGUCAGAGGAGGAAGGAGUCAAGAUUGUCCGGGGGUGAGAUAUCAUUUGGUUAGAGGAGCGGGAGAUUUGGGAGGUGUAGGAAAUAGAGCAACAUCACGGUCGAAAUAUGGAACGAAGAAACCAAAGAAGGCGACUGCAUGAGAGCGUUGAUGUAGAAUUAGCCGGAGGUGAAAGAUGGAGUUUAGAGGAACAUUCACCCUCCAAAGAGUUAGAGAAUGAACGAUAAUAUAUCGAACGGGAGGAGGACUAUAGCCACUAGAAUACACGGAGGCAUCAAAUGAGCCUAUAGGUGGUUUAUACAGGAUUUCCAGCCUCGUGCGUUGAGACGUCGAGAGCGAUUGUACAUUACACAAAAUAUCAACGAUCUAUGCAUAAAUAUGGAUAAAAUCUAAUG
This is a messenger RNA of Botrytis porri, 799 nucleotides long. RefSeq lists its product as uncharacterized. NCBI's taxonomy places the organism in Eukaryota, Fungi, Ascomycota, Leotiomycetes, Helotiales, Sclerotiniaceae. The transcript has 2 exons. Gene Ontology annotation, biological process: translation. The coding region runs from base 1 to 546 and encodes 181 amino acids. Gene Ontology annotation, molecular function: structural constituent of ribosome. The record is from RefSeq and is a predicted model, not a curated record. Gene Ontology annotation, cellular component: small ribosomal subunit; ribosome.